This is a messenger RNA of Antechinus flavipes (yellow-footed antechinus), 6945 nucleotides long. It is a transcript of the gene MVB12B, whose product is annotated as multivesicular body subunit 12B. Gene Ontology annotation, biological process: virus maturation; viral budding; regulation of epidermal growth factor receptor signaling pathway. Gene Ontology annotation, cellular component: ESCRT I complex; late endosome. The transcript has 10 exons. Bases 64 to 1038 code for a protein of 324 amino acids. The record is from RefSeq and is a predicted model, not a curated record. Lineage: Eukaryota; Metazoa; Chordata; Mammalia; Dasyuromorphia; Dasyuridae.
AGCUGCUGCGCCCCGCGGUGAGCAGGCUCCGCCGCCCCGGCCCGGCCCGGCCCCGCCCGGGCGAUGAGAAGCUGCUUCUGUGUGAGACGGAGCCGAGACUCGCUGCCGCCACCGCCGCCGCCGCCGCCUUCUCAACCGCCGCCGCCGCCUCAGCGGGGAACAGACCAGUCCAUCAUGCCUGAAGUCAAAGAUCUUUCAGAAGCCUUGCCUGAAAUGCCAAUGGACCCCAUUACAGGAGUUGGAGUGGUUGCUUCUCGGAACCGGGCACCCACAGGCUAUGAUGUAGUUGCACAGACGGCAGAUGGUGUGGACGCUGACCUCUGGAAAGACGGCUUAUUUAAAUCCAAGGUUACCAGAUACCUGUGUUUCACAAGAUCAUUUUCUAAAGAAAAUAGCCAUUUAGGGAAUGUAUUGGUGGAUAUGAAGCUCAUCGACAUAAAAGACACGCUACCUGUAGGCUUCAUCCCAAUUCAGGAGACUGUGGACACACAGGAAGUUGCUUUCAGAAAGAAGAGGCUUUGUAUUAAAUUUAUUCCUCGGGAUUCAACUGAGGCAGCAAUCUGUGACAUCAGAAUCAUGGGCCGCACAAAGCAGGCACCUCCUCAGUAUACAUUCAUAGGGGAACUGAACAAUAUGGGAAUCUGGUAUCGAAUGGGCAGAGUUCCGAGAAAUCAUGAAUCACCUCAACCCACAACUCCUUCCCCAUCAUCAGCUUCAACACCGGCCCCUAACCUUCCAAGGCAUAUCUCCUUAACACUUCCUGCUACCUUCAGAGGCAGGAACAGCACUCGAACCGACUAUGAGUACCAGCACUCAAAUUUGUAUGCCAUCUCAGCUAUGGAUGGAGUACCUUUUAUGAUUUCAGAGAAGUUUUCUUGUGUUCCAGAAAGUAUGCAGCCCAUUGAUCUCUUGGGGAUCACCAUCAAAUCUCUGGCAGAAAUAGAGAAAGAGUAUGACUACAGCUUCCGGACGGAGCAGAGUGCCGCUGCCAGACUCCCGCCCAGCCCCACUAGAUGUCAGCAGAUACCGCAGUCCUGAGGACCUGGAGCCGGCGCAGGAGAGUCGCCCAGCACACACACACACACACACACACACACACACACACACACACACACACACACAGAUACUACUGAAAGGGGGAGGCAGCCCCAUCCCAAAGCUGAGGAGUGUUUGUGGCAACAUUUCUUCAAGCCCUGCCGUGGACCUUGAAGGACCCUUCUUUAAAAAAAAAAAAGAAAAAGAAAGAAAGAAAGAAAAGAAAAAAUAUUGCCCUUCCUUCAUCACACAUUUUAACAUGGUGAGGGUGGGAGGGCGAUGAGGCACAAUUGUUUGUACAUGAUGGUUUCUGGAAUUUUAAAUUGUAAAAUUAUUUUUCAUCUGCUUAUCUAAUACCUCCCACCCCUAUCCUGAAGCCAUCCUGGGAUUUUUUUUUUCUUUCCAUUUGCCAGAGAGAUCAAUGGCCCCUUAAAAAACAAAAACAAAAAAGAAGGAAAGAAAAAGGGGGGAAAAAUCUGUGUAACACAACAUAAGCUGCCCUUGGGAGUCCCUCUGGGGUCCAGUGGUCACUUGGUUAAACCGGUCACAUGCUGGAAGUGUCCUGUGACUGAGGGUUUGGCUAAUGUUGGCUCUGGAGCGUUCUACCGAGUGCUUAACCUGAGAGUGCACACAAAGAAAUGCCAUUGUCCGCGGCUGACUUUUCCAGGGGCUGGUGAGCCUGCGCCAGCACCUCCGCUGCUUUGGUGACAUGGCCUCAAGCGGCCUGUUGGGAAAAGUCCCCUUUGGCUCUCAUCAAGGUCCCGCUGGAGGAGCGUCUCUGCACCAGGGUGCCCCGAGCACGCUGGCCUGGGCGGCUCCCGCUGGACAGUUCUUUGGAAACACCGGUGACCCCGGGACCCAGGAUGGACUUGUUUGGUCCUUGAGAAAGGGCGGCUCCCCGCCGGGCAGAGGUGGGUAUUCUGGAAAAGAGCACGAGAGCGGUCCUGAGCUGUUGGGCUGCAGGUCCCGGGAGCCGGCUGCCCGUUUCUUGCCCACCUGUUCGUAGUACCUCACUGGGUCCACUCUCGCUCGCUUGGUUGGAUGCUGCCGCGCAGCGAGGAGAAUGCCCCCUUUCCCUCCCAGCCAAGCACUUCCUGGAGGCCUCUCGCCCUGAGCACACACCCUGCCUGCCCCCCCAGGGAAGCGGGGCCUCAGCAUGGGGAUUCCCAAGCCAGGUGCAUGUCUGGACGAUGCUUCUUCGUGUGACAGGCCACUCAAACAGCCCAGUGGGCCUGUGCUGCUUUUCUACACCCUACCAAACUCUGGGCAUGAACUGGAACUUCCCACGAAGGACUGUGGGAGUCUGGGCUUUUUGAACAGUCCCAGUGGUCCCGCCGUGUAAAGAAGUGUUUGCCCCCAGAACGGAGGUUGCCAUGGCCCUUGGCUUGCUCCGAUGCACAAACGUGUUUUGCACAGCUGUGUCUGUAUCUGUUUGCUGUGGAGAAUUGUAGUUUCUUGUUCGUUCCCCCCAGUUCAUUAGAGAGUGAAUUUUUUAGAACUUGUGUCACCAGAUCCUGGAGCUUUUUGAGGAGGGUGCUAAAUGGCGCCCUGGAGGCUGUGCACCGCUGCCCCCACCUCUGGCCGAGGUUCCCCAUCUGCUAAAUUAAGGGCCACGUUAGCGUCCUGAGCUUUCUCCUGGCUUCAGUCCUGUCUGGGCAAAUUUUCCUUGGCGUUUUGUGGACAGAUAGGCCGCAGGAAGAAUAGGAUGAGUUUCCCAAGCAAUCUCAUCCUCUCUGCUCUGGGCAUGAUGGCUUAGGUGUGACAGGGGCAACAUCGAGCAGCGUUGCUAAGAGCCGUGCCACGUGUAGGAUACAGCUGCCAGCCGGGAGGUAGCUCACGGAGCUGGUGCUUCAAAAAUACCUCAUGUGCAUUACGGGCCGUGCAGAAACUCCUCUGCUGUCACCAAGGCAAAUCCGCAGAGACGGGGUUCUCCCCCUCCCAGGCUUCCUCGCUCACACUUUCAUGUCACCCUCAUAAGUUUUAAGUUUGGCCUAGAGAUAUGUGCCUUCCUGAUUCAGUCCUGGAGAUUAGGAAGUCGGAGGCCCAGAGCCAAAGGAAAUUGCCUAAGAUCACCCAGACACUCAGUAGCAGAGACAGAAUUCAAACUCAGGUCCAGUCUUAUUUUACCACACUGUCCUUCCUCUUGCUGCACCAUGAAGGUAGCCUUUUGUAUUCAUUUAAUCUGUUGACUCUUCUUUAAAAAAAAAAAAAAGGAAAGAAGGAAAGAAUGGAGAGGGACCAUAGGAACCUUCUCAUGUUUUUUCACCUCAAGUGAGACUUGGAUUGAUGGAUCAUGAGAGAGCCCUCCCUCCUCAACCCCCCAGCCAAUUCUGUCAAGGCUGAAGAUUAACCUAAUUUCUCAUUUUUGUUUUAUCCCCAACUCAGAAUCAGCCAAAUAUUAGGAGACCUGGCAGAUGAUAUAACCCAAGACUCAGAGAGGUCAGAAUAGCAUGGAUAUCACUGGGCAAGCCUACUGAGUUUGUUUUCAUCAUAAGACCAUUUUCUGCCUCUCUGGAUCUAAGGUUCAGCCUUUCUUUUUUGUCCCUCCUUUCUCUGGAUCUGGGGCUCUUCCCAGGACACUCUCUCAGUUUGUCAUCUUUACCCUUCAAGUUUCCUCUUUCUAAGCACAACAUUUUAGCACCUAUUGGGCCUUGACUUGUAGACUUUUAGUGCUAGAAGGGACUGCAGAGUGACUCAGCUUGCCCAGCUCCCAGAGAAUUUCAUUUCUCAGAUGGACUGCAGAGGUCAGCCAAUCCUAGGCUCCUUUCUAAUUGGGGAAUCCUUUCUACAGUGUCCCUAACAAACAAAGAGAUCAUAUUCCUUCUUAAUGACCUCUACCUGAAAACUUCACUGUUUCCCUUUUAAGCAGGCAAGGGAUUAUUCGUCUUCACCUUCAGAGAAAAAUGACAAAAAAAAAAGUCUCAGGGAGCUUGGGAAUCUCCAAGUUCAUUGUUUUAUCUAAAGACCCUUGGCUCCUGAAGGAGAUUCCUGCUGGUUUCUAGCAACAAUGUUCUUGGAGGAAUGACUAGCCAUCAGAGAAUAAAAGGCUGGGCCAUAAUUUAUUCAGGAUGAAGGGAAUAAAAUAAGUUAAUUGUUUCUGGAGAAAUUAGCUCAGAGAGGCAAUACAGUCAGUUCAGCUCAAAAAGCAUUUUCUUAGUGCUUGGGUUUCCAUUGCACUGUACUAAGUACUAAAGAUGCUCUUCCCCCGCCGCCCCCCCCAAAAAAAGAGAGAUAGAAAGGAAAAAAACAAAAGUAGCUUCUUAUAUUCAUUUAAUCUGUUUGUUCUUAUUUUUUAAAAAAAGAAAAAAUGCAGAGGAAAAAAAUUAUCCCUUCCCUGAGGUACCUACACUCUCAUUGAAAGGCUGCUAAAUUGGGAAUUAGGAGAUCUGGGCAAGUCACUCCCUCAUUAUGGUCCUUAAGUUCCCAAUCUAUAAAAUAAGAGAGGAUCUCUUCCAACCCCAAAUCCUAUGAUUAUAUAGAUUCACGCAGAGAAUACAUGAGUAUGGCCCUUUUUAAAAGCAAAAGCUUCCCCUUGAGAAUGAGUCCCUUCAAUUGGCUGAUUGGAUCUUGGCUUUGCAUGUGAUUAUACAGUCUCUCCUGGGGUUAUGGAGGCUGAGACUCUAGAAAGAACACUGAGCAUGAAGAUUUAUCCUCCAGGAAAGAUGAAUAUGGUGUAGUAAAUGGAAAACAGUGCUUGGAGUUGAGAGGAUCUGGGUUCAAAUCCUGUCUCUUUUUAGGACAAAAUAUUUGCCCUGUCUGGGUCCCAGUGCCCUCUUCCACAAAACAAUGGGACCUAAACUAAACAAUCUCAGAUUGCUUUUAGGCUUUACAAUUCACUAUUCUCAGGCCUACAAGCCCUCUCAUCCAGAAAAGCUUUUAGACAUCAAGGACCAUUUGACCACUGAACACACCUUUAGAUGAGCUCCCUUCCUGACCUUCCCCAAGCUAAACCAUAGCCUCAAGGGUUUCCAGGUGACAAGUAACUAAUGUUUUCAGUAUUUAGUAUGGAGCAGAAGAGUUCAAGUUGGUGAUUUGAGUUAACCUGUGUGUUAACAGUAGUGACAUUUUUGAGAUUUAACAUAAGGAAUUAGCUUCUGUAGCACGUUUACUGUGAAAUUUGUUUUUUUUUAAAUAAGCCAGGUUAGGAUAAUUGUGUGGUGUCCAUAGGUGGGACGCAUUGGUGUGGGUGUUUUAGCGUGUGUGUACUUGUGUGUAUGUGUAUGUGUGAUAGACUUUAGACUACUCCUAACUCUAUCUUCUCUUUGCCCACUUAGAAUAGGAGAGGGGGUUGGGAGGGCAGAUGAGCCAGUGCUAGCAGUGUGAGCGCUGUAUUACCCAUUAUGAUGUCCCGGGGUUCUCUGUGCAGUGUAGGACCGACAUCUCACCUGAACCACUGGGAAUUUGUGGUGAAGACGCGAAUGUUGAGACACUUGCAAGUCACAAGAUUUCUCCUGUUUGCACGGUAUCCUGGGAGUUAUAACUAGAAGCAAAUUUGGAGAUCAUCUUAUUCAACUCUCAUUUUAUAGAGGGGAAGACUGAGGCCCUGCGAGGCAAUUGCCAUGCCCCCCCAAAAAAAAAUUCAUUGGGAAACAACGUCUUGGUGAUCACCAUCCUCCCUUUGCCCUUAAGGUUGGCUUUUUUGACAGCAGCAUGGCUGCCAGAGCUGCUGCUUGUCUGGUAGAGCCUUAUCUGGUACCCACCCCACAGGGAAGCGGUGACUUUUGGCUUGGGAGUGGCGCAUUGGAAACGUCCUUGCCAAUGGGAAGGGUCCCUUAUCUUGGGUGUCUCCAGGUCCACAGAGCCUCUUCCACUCCUUUGCAGUCUCCCAUCUCAUCCUACCCAUCAUCCUGUGGUUCCACCCAGCUACAUGCUCCUCAGCUAUGUUAUUAACCUCCCUGAAAUUAUUUCGUUGCUCUUCUUUUAUGUUGAAUUCUGCAGAAGAGUCCAUUUUUCCCCUUAAGCCUAGGGAGACAAGACUUGUGCUGCUCUGUCCCCACACUCUAGCUCAAUUGCAGAUCAUCCUCCAAAGCAUAAUGUCCCUCCCAUUGUAAGAAUCAGGGUGGUAUAUGAUGGAGAGAACACUGGACCUGCAGUCAGAAGCCCUUAGCUUUUCUGACUCUGCUGCUAAUUCGCUGGGUAAUCUUGGCAAGUCCAUUUUCCUUGGUCCUCAAUUCUUCAUCAGUAAAAUGAGAUGAGUUAUGGAGUGGAAAGGGAACAAGGUCUAGAAUCAGGAGGUUGGGUCUGCAUCCUGAUUUUGCUGCUGCUGUGUGGACAGGUUACUUUGCGGGAAGGGGCAGGGAGAGUCAGGUGAUAUUCUUUCCAGCACCAUGACCCUAUGACCACUGGAUCUCUGAAGUUCCUUCCAACAUUUGUUUCUUAAGCUCGUGAGGUGACGUGGGUGACUUUCCAUGCAGUUCCUAGAGGAUAUCGGACCCGAGGCUCUCGUAGCACCAGGUGGGCGCCGUGAGCACAUCAGACCACAUGGGCUAUCACUGGGCUGUUGCAGUGGAUCCAUGGGCCUGGAGGGCAGAUCUCCCUGAUGCUUGAGCAGAGGUGUUCCUUAAUUCUGGGACUUGAAAAGCCAAUCGUGGGAUAACAAAUUAGCCCUACUCAGCUUCUCACUCUGGAUCUUAUGUACUGAGAGAGGAACAUCUACAUGGAAAGUUGUACCAUCUCCCACCACUGUGAAGAAAGAAGUCUCUUACGAAAUAGCCAGGCAGGGUCAAGAUGCUGUGCAUUUGUUGGGCUAUCAGAAUUAGACUAAUUGUGCAUUGAUCUCAUUAUGUUAUUACCUUUUGUAUUUAUUUUAGGUGACUCCUGUAUUUUAUAAAGGGAAGUUUCACUGUGUGAUUAUUAAUCUGUAUUCUUAAUAUAAUUUGUCAAAUAAAAGUUUGUUUUAACCACUUCUCA